AUGGGAGCUGAUUUUUAUUAUGAUUUUAUCUAUAAAUGCAAAGAGAUUACCUUCCUGCUUCCUCCUGUGUUUGCUUUUGUACUCUACUAUUUGACAUACAUGCUGCUAUUUAAAAAAUCUCCUGCUAGACUAAGGAAAAGAAAUCUCGCAAUACAGAUGACAAUGGCUUGCAAAGUUCUUGCUGUUCUGAUUAUCUUGAUUGACUGCAUACCUAUUUUGGCAUUUGGAAAGUUUGAUAAUGAAUUUCUAAGGCUAAACGUAAUUUGUGCUUCUGCAAUUUUUACUUACUUCGCCAGUGAACAUUACUUAAUUCUAAUUUUAGGACUGGAUUAUCUUUAUCUAAGAGAGUACAUUAUGCAGUUGGCUUGUUACUCGAUUGGUUAAUGCGAGGGAGGUUCAACUUUUAAUGAGUUAAGUUUCUUGAAGUCAAUUAAACUUAAUAAUGGAUUGGUGCUGGUAAAUGGUCGCAUUUCAUAUGAAUGGAUGAAUGUCUAGUUCUGGAGGACUAUGGCUGCCAUGUUCUUACAUUUCUUCUCGCUCCUUAUAAUCUAAGCUUUAUCAUUGAGGCUUGGAUUUUUCAUGAAUGUGCCUACUGUCAUGAAAAGAGAAGAUAUCAUUGAAAGACCACCUGAUGAAAACAUUACUGCAUAUAGCUUUGUCAAACAGCCUUUUUAUCACAAAGCAAUGGCAAUAAAUCAAUACGAAAAGAAAAGAAUGGGCAGAAUAACUUCAAAGAGGUUUCUGGGGCUUUGCUGA
Molecule: messenger RNA, 756 nt
Organism: Stylonychia lemnae
Lineage: Eukaryota; Ciliophora; Spirotrichea; Sporadotrichida; Oxytrichidae
Source: the annotation of a GenBank genome assembly